Messenger RNA from Saccostrea cuccullata (small rock oyster), 4903 nucleotides. RefSeq names its product arf-GAP with GTPase, ANK repeat and PH domain-containing protein 1-like. The record is from RefSeq and is a predicted model, not a curated record. The coding region runs from base 312 to 3200 and encodes 962 amino acids. The transcript has 26 exons. Gene Ontology annotation, biological process: activation of GTPase activity. Gene Ontology annotation, molecular function: GTP binding; protein binding; GTPase activator activity. Lineage: Eukaryota; Metazoa; Mollusca; Bivalvia; Ostreida; Ostreidae.
CUAUGGAUUAAGUCUUCCUUCUUGAUAUGAUGCAGUAAGGAAGUUUGUUCUUGGAAUCAUUCUUGGUGACAGAACAGUGUUUGGAAUUUAUGAAUAUUGGACAAGAGAGAAAUCAGAAUUCAUUGAAAUGUAUUGAUGGAUCAGUGAAAUGUGAUCAGAAGUUUAUGAGGAGUUAUGGCCCCUGUGUAUAAGGGACAUACUUUGAUCUGAUUGUGAUGAGUUAUGGCCCUUAUUUACAAGGGAUCUAUUUAUAUCUGAGUGUGAGGAGUUAUGGCCCCUGUAUAUAAGGGAUCUAUUUAUACUUGAGUGUAAUGAUUAAUACACUCAAACGUUUGUCACUGCCCUAUAGAAGGACAAAAACUGACACAUCGGUAAUACCAAAACGACGUUCAUGUGAACCGGUAGCACCAGUAGCACCUUCAUCAUAUUCCUUUGUUAACAGUCAAGAAUGGACACUCAGUCGCUCAGUCCCAGAUCUCAAAUUGGGAAUUUUGGGAAGUGUUCACAGUGGGAAGUCGGCCCUGGUUCACCGGUACUUGACUGGUUCUUACAUGCAGGAGGAAUCACCAGAGGGAGGACGAUUCAAGAAGGAGGUGAUCAUUGAUGGUCAGAGUUAUCUUCUCCUGAUUCGAGAUGAAGGGGGUUCCCCUGAGUUACAGUUUACACAGUGGGUGGAUGCGGUGAUUUUUGUCUUUAGUCUGGAGAAUGAGAUGAGUUUCCAGACUGUGUAUAGUUACUAUGCCAAGAUGUGCCAUUACAGGAACUCAGCAGAAAUCCCACUCAUCCUGGUCGGAACUCAAGAUUCAAUAAGUGAGAGUAACCCUCGCGUGAUUGAUGAUACCCGUGCCAGGAAGUGUGCGACAGACCUGAAGCGCUGCUCCUACUACGAGACUUGUGCCACGUAUGGACUCAACGUGGAAAGGGUGUUCCAAGAUGCAUGCCAGAAGAUAGUCCAGGUGCGGUACCCCUCCCUACCCUCCACUAUUCCCAGUAUGCCCCCAGUCCCCAGCACCCCCAUCCACGCCCAUCGAGCCUACUACAUCAGCCAGCCGGUCGCCAACAAACCAUUCGACACCCACAGUACCAGUAGUCAGUCCACCUCAAGCUCUGGAACCUUAGUCAGCAGCAACACACCCAACAGCAGCACACAGAAUGUGGCACAGGUACAGCCAAAUGUGAAGGAAAUGUCUAAAGACACCAGAGAGAAGUCAGAUAAGAAGAAGGAUAAGCAAGCACAGGAUGCGGAUCAGGGAGAUAGGGUAGACCUAGCCACCUCCACACCACUGUCCGCCCGUAAAAACAAGAAAUCCUCCAUUAUACAGAAGUCCAAUUCCUUCAGUUCAUUAAGCCUUUUACAAGGUGCGACCGAUAGCCGCCAUUCCAAUACCUCAGUGACCACCCCUAUUCUCCAUCGGAAAAAUUCCAAGUUUUUAAAAUCCAGCUUUAAGACUCCUGACAGUGAAAUGGGAUCGUAUUCCUUCAUCAAGGAUAAAAUGGAUAAAUAUCUGAUGGAAUUAGAAAUUCACGAGAACACGUCCCCUGUCACUCCGACAGCCUCGCGAGUUUCCAACAAGGGGCGAUCCAGCCUAGUUCUUGAAAAAUCCGAUAGCAAAGAUCUGCCGACUCCAAGCAGUACCCCUACUCAGAGUCGAAAAAACCGUCGCAGGUCUAACCUGUUUAAUCCUAAAAAUAAAGAGGACGAGAAAAAGGGGGCAUCUUUGGAGGCGGAGAAACUGGGAAGUGGGCGUGUCAUCCCAAUCAAACAGGGGUACCUAUAUAAGAAGAGUCAUGGUCUGAAUAAAGAGUGGAAGAAGAAAUACGUCACUCUGUUGGAUGAUGGAAGACUAACCUACCACCCUAGUCUACAUGAUUACAUGGAUGAUGUCCAUGCAAAAGAAAUAAACCUGAUCCACACAACAGUCAAAAUUCCCGGCCUUCGGCCUCGUACAACCAAGACCGUUCCUGUCUACCCAGCCCAACACCCCAACCAAGACGCUAAAGGUGAAAGUAAAACUAGCUUCUCCUUGAGUGGGAAGAAUAAAGAUAAGGAAAACGUUCGUCUAACAGGAUUUGAUGUCAUUCGCGAGCGUCACAACUCCAAUUCGGAUGCCCCAUUCAUUAAUUCAUUAACAGGUGCUAUUGAAGGUGUUGCCAAUGGUGAUGGAAUUUUGUCCAAACUAAAUGGGAACAGCAUAGGGUCCAAGAUAGAAACUCCGAAUGUCAAAAAGCGCCAUCGGAGGGCGAAGAGUGGCGGACUCAAAAACGUCGGGGAUGGAGAUGAUUCAGAUGGUUAUGAAUUCAUGAUUGUCUCCCUUGAAAAUAAACAGUGGCAUUUUGAAGCUGGGGAUUCCCAGGAGAGGGAUGAAUGGAUCAAUGCAAUAGAACAACAGAUUCUAAAUUGCCUCCAGGGAAAUGAAAUCAGCAAGUCUAACAAACGCAGCACACCAUCCGAUCCAGCAGGGAUGCAAGCAAUACGCACAGUCAGGGGAAACAACUCAUGUGCUGACUGUGGAGCUCCAAAUCCUGACUGGGCCAGUAUUAACCUAGGAACAAUAGUGUGUAUAGAGUGCUCAGGGAUCCACAGAAAUCUAGGGACUCACCUGUCACGAGUCAGAUCACUAGACUUAGACGAAUGGCCGCCUGACCUAGUUAGAGUAAUGAUGUCUAUAGGAAAUGGCAUAGCUAAUAGUGUAUGGGAACAUACCUUAAAGAACAGAUCAAAACCAGGCCCCACUUCUCCUAGAGAUGAAAAGGAGAAAUGGAUACGGGCCAAAUACGAAGCAAAAGAAUUUUUGCCCCCUCCCCCUUACUUAGAUAUAGCCCUUAACCAGCAAUUAAUAGAUGCAUUAGUGAGAGAAGAUAUUAGGAAUAUUAUUCUAGUGCUGGGCCACAGUCGGCCGGAGGAUAUUAACUGUCCAUACAGUAAGGACGACGGACGGACGGCACUCCACAUCGCGGCAGCCCUAGGGAAUGUGGUUUAUGUUCAGCUUCUCCUUUGGUACAACGCCAAUGUGAAGGUGGUGGACCACGAAGGCAGAAAUGCUCUGUGGUACGCAAGGAGUUCGGGUUCUAAUGAGUGUGUGGAACUACUUAUGAACAAUGGCUGCCCAGAACACCCAACAUUACCAAGGCGAAGGGGAAGCAGUGCUCAAGCCGGAAAAAAUGACGUUUUUGAAAAAUUACCCGCCAGUGUUAUUUGAGUGUUACCAUGGUGACUCUGCUUGUUUACUGCCAAUGUCAACCAUAGUCGUACUUUUCUUUGUGGACUAGAGGUGAAAUUGUGAAGAAGUGUGAAAUCCAUGUCUAUUAGUACACAAAUGGCUCAAAUGUUCUUUCUUAUUAUGGAUUACAGCUAGACAAAGAGAUUGAUAAUUUAUAUCGGGAUAAAUUUUGAAGAGCAAACACUUUCUGUUAUGCCAUAUUUUACAUUUGUUUUAAAAUGAAUCUCAAAAGUUGAAUAGGAUUAAAUGCAUAUCAAUAGGAGAAUGCAUUGUUUAAAAGUAUCGUGUUGGUUGUCAAGAAAUUUUUUCGUGAUACGAGUUAGCAGUUGUAAAAUUUUAGAAGUUCCACACUGGCUUUAGUGAAAAUCUAUAUGAGUCAGUAUAUCAACUUAUUUACUGCAAUACAUAUAUUUUAUUUAUAGAAAUAUAUCAAUGACGUUGUCGAUAUUUAUUGAGCGAUUGUGAGACCUUUUACCUGUACAUGUAUGACGAUUGCAGGCUUAGGUCAGUUGAAAUGAAGGUUGAAAGCGUAGAAUUUUUAAAGAACAGUUAAGUGUUAAUUUUUGAUAACAGUAUUUAUGCAUGUAACAAUUUUUUGCAGAUUUAGAUUUAUUGAUAUACCAAUACUUGCUAUAUUUCCUAGAUAAACUCUGUAUAUCAGUAUUUAAAUAUGCACAAAGUCUAUUAGGUUACCUUGGUAAAUCUAUAUUGUGUUUCUCAGUCUUUGUGCCUUUGUUAAGAAAACCUCUUUUUAUAUUUUAUUAGAAUGUCAUUGCUUAAAGUCUCCAGUUUUCAAAACUUUUUAAGUUCUUGUAAGAUUUGUCAGGUUGUGAUGCAAAACCAUGUUUAUUACUGUAAUAUAUCACAGAAAAAAGGCAAAAGAAAUGUUAUUGUAUAGGAUAAGAUUUAUCUAACACUGGGCUCCCUAACUUUUUUUUAUUUCGUAAAACAUAUCCAAGCCUGUACCCAGAGUAAAAUUCGGAGAGACUGCAGUUUAUUUCUCGUCAUUAUGUACAUAGGCUGAUGAUUUGUCCGAGGAAAUGCAUCGUUUGAUAUCGUUGGCCCUGUCGGCAAAUAUGUGCAAUAUGUGCUUCUGUUGGCAUUACUCAGCAUUUGAUGUCAGUAUUUCAGUAGAUUCUGACCAAUCAUUUUCUUCAUCCAUGAAGCAUGGUUCUGAAUGAUUUAAAUGCUAAAAUCAUGUAUUUUUAAAUCAGUUUUACAAUAUAUUGUAUCAGAUAGGAAUAAAAUGCAAGGUUAAUAGUUGGAAACAAAGUUUAGUCUAUAUACUUGUACCAUAAUUGUUCAAAACCUUUUGCUUUUUUUUGAAAUUCUAGACUAAUGUGUAGUUGUGAACUUUAACAUUUUUUAUGCAACAUUUUUGGCCUGGAUGAAUGAUUGUUGAUUUGCAAGGACUGUCAUGUUUAUAACACUUUUUGUAAAAGAACCACAAUGUCUCAUUCUAGUAGUUGACCAAAAAUGACAAACUCUAGCAAAAAUCUUGCCGCUGUUUCUCGCUGAAUACUCCACAGUACAAUCCCAUGCUUAUAAUCACGCUGUAGUCCCGUCAUCCAUUGAACAGCUGGAGUGAGUGCCAGUGUACGAAUGAGAGAGUUUCAUUGAUAGGUUCCUUGUGUAUGUAUUAGUGUGAACAGAGGUCACAGAAUUAAAGAUAUGGAAAUCUC